Puccinia triticina is the source of this 573-nucleotide messenger RNA. RefSeq lists its product as uncharacterized. Lineage: Eukaryota; Fungi; Basidiomycota; Pucciniomycetes; Pucciniales; Pucciniaceae. The transcript is spliced from 3 exons. The coding region runs from base 1 to 573 and encodes 190 amino acids. The record is from RefSeq and is a predicted model, not a curated record.
AUGAGAUUGUCGGAGAGGGGAAUCCUCGACACGCCAUCCCAGCCCAUCGCACUCCCCCGCCAAAUCAGCCAAUCCAAGCAGCAUUCUCAGCCAUUCCGGAGCCACACCAUCCACAAGUGCAGGUCCCUUGAGCUGGCCGACCUCGUCCACCCGCAGCAGCCCUUGAUCAAUCUUGCGUGCUUUGGGUUCUUGAUCACGCCGCCCGCCCUCACCUCCCGCCGCGACAGCCCACGGACACCACCCCAUUUCCCCGCCGCCAAACAGAAGCAGCAGAAGCACUCGCCCCUGCUCAACGUCUAUGCCACCCUGUCCUCCAGCUCGCCCAGCUCCAGCAUUUCGGCGAGACCAGCCUCCCACCCGUUGCCUGCCCAAUUGUCCUGUCCCUACCCUCUCUGCUACCCUCCCUCAUUGCCGACCCCACCACCAGGCGCCAGCCCACUAUCCUCCCCAAACGGUUCAACAGCAAAGCCCGGGCCGCAGCCACGCUCAACCACCACCCAAGCUACCAAGCCUGCACUAGCCAAUACCUACGUCCUCAACUGUCCAACCACCCUCCAUGCCCGCAGCAUCUAG